AUGUUUCAAGCCGGUAUUAUCCGACCAGCUAAAUAUUCUCAGUGGUUGUCGAACAUAGUACCAGUGUGGAAGAAGAAUGGCAAAAUUCGCGUUUGUGUAGACUACAUGAAUCUUAAUGCUGCAACACCGAAAGAUGUCUAUCCCAUGCCUGUGGCAGAUAUGUUGGUAGAUGCAGUUGCAGGACACGAGCUACUAUCCUUUAUGGAUGGCACAGCUGGUUAUCACCAGAUUCCUGUUUCUGAAUCGGACAAACACAAAACAGCGUUUAGAUGUCUAGGGUUCACUAGAGUGUUUGAGUAUAACAAUAUGUCAUUUGUGUAUAUCGAUGAUGUGGUGGUCAAGUCUAAGAAGAAAGAAGAUCACAUCGAGAAUUUAAGGACAGUGUUCACCAGAAUGAGGAAGCACAAGCUCAGGAUGAACCCAGCUAAAUGCAUUUUUGGGGUUCGAGCAGGAGACUUCUUGGGUUUCAUAGUGCAUGAAAGAGGUAUUGAAGUCACGGAGGACAAGGCAAAAGCGGUUCUAGAUGCUCCGGCACCUAGGAACAAGAAGGAACUUCAGAGACUCUUAGCACAAGAUGGUGAUGGAGAAGGGGGUAAGAAGAUUGAACAUGCAGUUUACUACUUGAGCCGGACCUUAUUAGAGGCCGAAACUAGAUACUCGUCAAUUGAGAGGUUGUGUUUAGCUUUGUACUUUGCUGGUACUAAGCUCCGCCAUUACAUGUUGUCCUUUACCACGGUGGUGGUGGCACAAAUUGAUUUAGUGAAGUAUAUGCUUACCAGACCUAUGCUUAGGGGUCGGAUUGAAUGGAAGUGCACUAACAAUCAAGCAGAAUAUGAAGCAAUCAUCAUUGGCCUGGAACUUUUGCUUGAUCUGGAAGUAACAGAGGUGGAAGUAUUAGGUGAUUCACUCCUAGUCAUUAACCAGCUCAAAGGUGUCUACAAGUGCAACAAUUUUACAUUACUCCCUUUUUGGGAGCGAGCAUCGGAGUUGUUAGACCAAUUUACAGACGUGGUGCUUGAUUAUAUUCCUAGAGAACGAAACUUUGCUGCCAAUGAAUUAGCACAGUUGGCUACUGGUAUCCGCUUGGCGGAUGGCGUUCGCGAAAGGAUUUUGAAGGUUCAGAGACUCACAUUGCCUUCCUUUAUGGCAAGGAAAGAAGUUAAAGAUGACUGGUUGGUCGCUGUUAUUGACGCUAUUGAUGUAGAUUGGCGACAAUCGAUUAUCCAGUACCUCACUGAUCCUUCUGCACCGGUGGCCAAGAGGGUUAUAUAUUUUGCUACUAACUACGUCCUUCGAGGCGGUGAACUAUUGCGUAGGGCAGAAGACGGCUUGUACCUGAGAUGCAUCUAUGGAGCUGAGGCUAAGAGGUGCUUACGAGAGGUUCAUUGUGGCUAUUGUGGUUCGCACCAAGCUGGUCCUAAGAUGAGAUGGCUAAUUCGACGAUAUGGUUUCUAUUGGCCUACCAUGCUCAAGGACUGUAUCAGCUUUGCACAGGGUUGCAUCAAAUGUCAAAUGCAUGGGCCAGUCCAGCAUGUGCCAGACGUUCCUCUGCAACCAAUAAUUAAACCUUGGCCAGGUCGCGGCUGGGCUUUAGACUUCAUUGAGGAGAUUCAUCCAAAUUCUUCCGUACAGCACAAGCACAUUCUACUUGCUACAGAUUUCUUCACUAAAUGGGUAGAGGCUAUACCAGUCAAGACAACAUCUUCAGAGGUGAUCACUGACUUUAUCUUCAAAUAUAUUAUCACCUGA
Argentina anserina (silverweed cinquefoil) is the source of this 1749-nucleotide messenger RNA. RefSeq lists its product as uncharacterized. NCBI's taxonomy places the organism in Eukaryota, Viridiplantae, Streptophyta, Magnoliopsida, Rosales, Rosaceae. Bases 1 to 1749 code for a protein of 582 amino acids. The transcript is spliced from 4 exons. The record is from RefSeq and is a predicted model, not a curated record. Gene Ontology annotation, molecular function: nucleic acid binding; RNA-DNA hybrid ribonuclease activity.